This is a messenger RNA of Bombus pascuorum, 1714 nucleotides long. It is a transcript of the gene Spf45, whose product is annotated as splicing factor 45. The coding region runs from base 496 to 1644 and encodes 382 amino acids. Gene Ontology annotation, molecular function: RNA binding. Lineage: Eukaryota; Metazoa; Arthropoda; Insecta; Hymenoptera; Apidae. The transcript has 4 exons. The record is from RefSeq and is a predicted model, not a curated record. Gene Ontology annotation, biological process: alternative mRNA splicing, via spliceosome; mRNA cis splicing, via spliceosome. Gene Ontology annotation, cellular component: precatalytic spliceosome.
UGUAUGAUAAUAACCUACAAAUAUAACCUACAAUUUUUUGGCUUUAUCUCAUUUUUAUUUUUUGUCAACUCUCUCUUGAAGUUUGAUUGUAUUUGUACAUAUAUCCCUAGUAAACAAUUGCAUGAGAUUCGUGAAGGUGCUAUGAAUUAUUAAGCUUUAAUAAUAACUUUGGAAAUAAAAGUCGUAUAAGAUAUUUUUUCUUAAAAUUCGUUUAUUCUAACUACGCAUACAUAUGUAUGUUCUAGGAGAAGUAAGCAUAUCCACUAUGUGAAAUAUUAAAAUAUUUGAAAAAUGUUGAAUUUGUACAACUUUAUAAUUAAACAAUAAUUUUAAUUGCAGAAUUAAAUAAUAUACAUUUUAAAGCUUUCAAAUUGUAUUUGUAUUGUUUGGUACGCAAACGUUUGUUAGUACUUCAGUAAUACUUGAUAAUUUAAGGUUAAGUGAAGUAUGUUUUAAUAAAUACAUUCAUAAUAUAUAAACAUUAAAUUAAAGACAAUGUCUCUAUACGACGAUUUUGACAAACACAGAACAUCGGAAAAAGUAGUUGGGUGGUCAUCUAGUAUCAAAUUAUUACAAUCUCAACUACAAUUAAAAAAGGCUGCCACUACACAGCCAAAACGCGAACAAUAUAGAAAAGCAACAGCAGUAUUAGCACCUGUGAUAGAUUUAAAGUCAAAAGCCAAUCGAAACACAGAAAGAGAAGAUGAUGGGCCACAUAAUAAUCCACUCUCUUCUGGUACUGUUAGCAGUAUUGGAGUAGGAGGUGAAUUUGAUUGGAAUGUAAUAAAUGAAUAUGAUCCUAUGUGGCCUAAUGAAUAUGACAAAGUUGUUAAGGAACUAAGAGAUUUACGUGAUAGAGAACACGAUCAAGAGACUGAAAUGCGCAAACGUAGACGAGACAGUUCACGUUUUGAAGAUACACAGGCUUCCUCUGGGAAUAGUACAAUGAUUCCCCCUGAAAGAGAUGAGGAAAGAACUCCUACAUCAAGAGGUAUUGCCGGGGGAGCAGCUAUAGCACCACCACCUUCCCUACAAGAAUCUUCUGAGCUUCCACCUCCAACACCAAGACCACCAACUAGUAUAGGUUAUGCUACAUCAUCGGUAGCAGCAAAAAUAAUGGCUAAAUAUGGUUUCAAAGAAGGACAAGGACUUGGUAAAAAGGAACAAGGAAUGUCAGUUGCUUUACAAGUAGAAAAAACUAGUAAACGAGGUGGAAGAAUUGUUGGAGAAAGAGAACAACUUAUGCCACCACCACCACCUGUUGCUGUUUCUCCACCUCCGACACAACAGCAAGUUGCACCUUUACAAUCUUCGGAAGAACCUAGCAUUACUGAAAUAAUGAAAUCUCCGAGUAAGGUUGUAUUAUUACGUAAUAUGGUUGGUCCUGGAGAAGUGGAUGAUGAUCUUGAACCUGAAGUUAAAGACGAAUGUAAUACGAAGUAUGGCGAUGUGGCGCGUGUUAUCAUUCAUGAAGUAACAGAAGCUGCUCCAGAAGAAGCUGUUAGAAUCUUCGUGGAAUUUAAAAGAAUAGAAAGUGCUAUUAAAGCUGUAGUUGAUUUAAAUGGACGCUUUUUUGGUGGAAGACAAGUUAAAGCAGGUUUUUAUUCCAGUGAAAAGCUUGAUAGUUUACAAUUAAUGGACUAACUUCUUAUUUUAAGAUUUUAUCUAAUAAAUACAAUUUAAAAAAUACAAUAACAUGAAAUUAAUAUACUGA